Synchytrium microbalum is the source of this 294-nucleotide messenger RNA. RefSeq names its product cytochrome-c oxidase (gene COX1B). NCBI's taxonomy places the organism in Eukaryota, Fungi, Chytridiomycota, Chytridiomycetes, Synchytriales, Synchytriaceae. Gene Ontology annotation, cellular component: membrane. The record is from RefSeq and is a predicted model, not a curated record. The coding region runs from base 1 to 294 and encodes 97 amino acids. Gene Ontology annotation, molecular function: cytochrome-c oxidase activity; heme binding. Gene Ontology annotation, biological process: electron transport coupled proton transport; mitochondrial electron transport, cytochrome c to oxygen. The transcript has a single exon.
AUGUUAUAUAUAAUAUUUGCAGCUAUUUCAGGAUUAGUAGGUACUGCAUUAUCUUUUAUAAUUCGUAUGGAAUUAAGUAGUGGAGGACAAGUAUAUUUAAUGGGUAGUCAUGAUCAAUAUAAUGUUGUUAUUACUGCUCAUGGUUUAGUCAUGAUUUUCUUUAUGGUUAUGCCUGCUUUAAUUGGAGGUUUUGGUAAUUGGCUUGUACCUGUUAUGAUAGGUGCUGCAGAUAUGGCUUUUCCAAGAUUAAACAAUAUAAGUUUUUGGUUAUUACCACCUUCUUUAAUUUUAUAG